AUGAACAAACUUCUCUUGAAGAUCAAUGCACCCGCUCUUCUCUCUCAAGCAAACCAGCUACGCGGUGGAGUUACUUGCUCCAUUCCUCGUAGCUUGAAGUAUGACCCUGAAACCAGAGACAAGGUCAUGGGGGGUAUGAACUACCACCUUGAAAUCCAGUUCGGCGAUGGAGUCAUCUGGCUCGUGCGAAUCCGAAGAUCAAACGCUGCAUCUCCACCUGCAGAACUGCAGAGCUACAUUCUGCAGAGCGAAGUUGCGACUCUGCAGUUUCUGAGCAAUAUCAACAUACCAACUCCUCAGGUAUAUUACUAUGAAACAGAUGAGCAUAACCCCGUCGGUGUUCCAUAUAUCCUUAUGGAGAAAAUGCCCGGUACAAACGUGGGAAGUUCUCUGUCCAUGACGUGGUCUCCUGAGAAUAGACGAAAAGUCCUAAGUCAGCUUGCGGACAUUUAUAUUAAGCUUCUCAAACACCCGGUUGACAAAAUGGGCUCAUUUGAUGACCCAGGCUCCAAAAAUGUUGGUCCCUUUGCUGUUGAAUCCCUUACAGAUCGACGAGGAAAGGAGAUGAAGAGAACGAGCCCUUGUUCUUCUAUACAAGAGUAUUACAAAUCAGGUAUCAAUCUCACACUGGAUUUGAUUCUGCGACAGGAGAUAUACACAUCUCGACCCGUCGAUGCGUACUUGAUCCAUCGCUAUCUCCUGGAUACCGUAGCAAGAGUCUUCUCGUUUAAUGACCUUGACGACGGGAACUUUUAUCUCAGACAUGCGGAUGAUAAGGGUGAUCAUAUUCUUGUUGAUGAAGACUUCAACAUCACUGGAAUCAUCGAUUGGGAAUGGGCGUAUACAGCGCCGAAGUCAAUCGCGUUUAAUUCGCCCAUUGCUCUUCUUCCAGUGCGCGAGUUCUAUGAUGGGAUCAACCGACUCGGCGAUGAUGAGUUGAUCUUCGCGCAACUGAUGGAAGAGAAAGGACACCCCGACCUGGGUGAAAUUACACGAACUGGACGUCUACUUCAUCGAUUUGAUUUUUGCUGCGGCUAUGAUAUCUCGGAUUGGGAUGGAUUCUUGGGUCUUUUCUUUGGUCUCGUAAACGGGUUGAGUGAGGAUUUGACAAGAAAAUUCGGUGAUGAUCAGCACCUAAACUGGGAGAUCUGGAAGACAGAGGCGAUGGAGAAAUACUGGCGAGAUGAACGGCUUCAGAAACUCAUUGAGGCAACGAACUUCUUUUAA
Messenger RNA from Penicillium malachiteum, 1227 nucleotides. RefSeq names its product phosphotransferase family protein. Bases 1 to 1227 code for a protein of 408 amino acids. The transcript has a single exon. Lineage: Eukaryota; Fungi; Ascomycota; Eurotiomycetes; Eurotiales; Aspergillaceae. The record is from RefSeq and is a predicted model, not a curated record.